Messenger RNA from Trichomonas vaginalis G3, 2655 nucleotides. Its product is annotated as armadillo (ARM) repeat-containing protein family. The transcript has a single exon. Bases 1 to 2655 code for a protein of 884 amino acids. Lineage: Eukaryota; Parabasalia; Trichomonadida; Trichomonadidae. The record is from RefSeq and is a predicted model, not a curated record.
AUGAAUGAACCCAUUCAUGACCCAACACCUAUUGAAAUUGAAACUCUCAAAGGAUUAUUUUUAGAAACAGGGCUAAACCCUGAAGCAAAUCUGGAAUUAAAAAGAAUCGCAAGCCAAGAUCAAAUUCAAUUUUUUUAUUCAACUUCAAAAAUCAUCUCGUCACUCCCAAUUCCUAAAAACGAUGAAAACUCUGAUUCAAAUGAAUACCGUAUCUUUAAAAUCGCAAUUUCAUUGAUCACAAGUUGUCUCAAACCAUUUCAGAAUUAUGAUAGAGAUAUAGAUCAAGAAUAUCUUAAUAGAGUCGUUUCUUCUAUUCAUAAUAACAUUUGUAUCACAUUUUAUAACAUUUUAGGGUGCCCAAUAGAUGAAAUUCGAUCUCAAGCAGCUGUUAUUGCUUCACAACUUAUAAGAAUUGACUUAAAGCAAAAAAGGGAAGCAAAAUUUGGAUUUUCUCAAAAACUUAUGGAUGAUUUUAAAAACACCAAUGAUAAUUUUAUUAAGUUAGGAGAUCUCGAAACUUUUAUAUUAUGCAUCGAAGAAGAUACAAUUAAUAAAAAAAUUAGAGAAUAUCGAAUUUUCGUCAUGAAUUUGUAUGAAAUUACUCCCAUUAUUUUUAAUUCAAAUAUUUCUAAGAAAAACAAGAUCAUUUGCUUAAAAACUUUUCAUCUUUUGUUCACAAAAAUUAAAUUUGAAAGAGUCAAAAAAGACCUAGCAUUUAACUGCUUGACUUUAUUAUUAAAAGAAUUCACAGCAAAGCCAGAUUCUAUAGAAUUUUACACAUCAUUGUGUUCAGCUACCAAAGCUAUAAUCUGUUAUUUGAUUCCAUUUAUGACACAAGACAUAUUUGAUCAAUUACUCGAAGUAAUUAGUUUGAAUUAUCUUGAUGGGGAAACAGAUUUGCAGUUCCUCGCAAUGCGAAUCAAAAUUUGGAAAGCUAUUAUAAAAACCGAAAAAGAAAUACGACAAUCUAAUUUUUUGCAGCAAAUUGCCACUAAUCUUUGCGAUGGCCUUCUUGAAACGAUUUGUGCCGGAGAUUAUUCCAAUUGUGCUAAUGUUGACACUUAUUUGGCACAGUAUGAAGCUCUGAAAGCUCUAAAAAUUCUUGGAGAGAUGAUUCCAGAAUAUUUGGUUAGUAAAGCUUUCGAAAUUUACUCAGAAGUUAGUACAGAAAAUUCUAACCAAGUUGUUUUAUCCAUGUGUAUAUUGCAAGUUUUGAUUCAAAUAAAUGAAAUUAGUGCACACGAAAUUAAAAGGCAUAUGGAUCAAGUUUUUGAAAUUUGUCAGAAUCCAAAUAUAGAUGCAAAUACAAAAAAUGCAUGUCUUAAUGUAAUGCAUUCAUUUAUCGAAUGCAGAUUAAAUGACGAUGAAAACAAAGUUGAAAUAAUCGAAAAACUGUUUGCAACAUUCGAUAUCUUAUUCCAAUCUGGAAAUAUCCAAUUAUACUCUAGUAUUUUCAAAAUAUUGGUGGUUUUCUUCGGAGUUUUCAAGCAUCUUGACUAUGAUUCUUAUGUGCAAGUGCAUGCAUCUAAAUUAUACGAAAAAAUUGAACAGUAUUUGACAAUUUCUCAACACACAAACAAUGUGGAAUUAAUUAUAGCUGGAUACAAAUCUUUGUACGAUUUUGUAAAAACUUUAAACUUUUCGGACUUCAUUAUGCGUAUAUACUCGAUUUACGCACAGAAGUUUCAAGAACAUGCUCAGCAGUUUAUUCAAACUAGAGGAAUAUCAGGAGAAACAGGAAUUUUUGAAGGAAUUUCUCUUGUUCUGAGAGCAAUCUCAGUUAAAAUGAUCCUCAAAGUUGAAAAUGAAGUUUUCAUUGAUAUUAUAGAAAUAAUAUUCCAAACACUUGAAGUUUCGCUAGAACCUUACUUGAUUAAUCUUUUAGCUCAGCUAGUUGCAUGUUUGGGACCGGCUUCAUCAAAUUAUGACGAAAAAAUAUGUCAGAUCUACAAUUCCUGUAUGGAAACAAACAACCUUUUAAUCAUUUGUAGCUGUUGCAACCUUAUUUCCAUUACAUUCGAAGAAGCUAACCAGCAAACCAAUUAUUUGAGAACUGUAGCUAUAAAUAUUUGGGAUUCGCUUUAUUCCUUCUUCACAAGCAACUAUCCUGGAGACUUAGAAACAGAUUAUUUCAACUUGAUCUUACAUGGCCUUACAAGCAUGAUUUCAUUUUUGCCACCCCAAUAUUUUGUUGAAAAGAGAGAUAAUUUCUUCAAUUCACUUGACUCGAUCACAAGAAAUAUCCCUAGGUUCAAGAAAAUUGACUUCGGCGAUGAUGAUUAUUUGGUAACUUUGGCACUUCUUUUCCAAGGUUACGGCAAAGUUAUUGAGAUGUACAGAGAAGAUGAACAUUCAUUAAUAAUGGAUCGAAAUAGACAAAAUGAGAGCUUUCUUUAUGCAAAUCGCCAAAGAUAUACAACUUUAUUCAAAAUUGCUGAUGAAAACUUUGAUUACAACAGUUCAAAAAAUGCUGAUAAUAUGGUUGCUGCUUUCUUAAUAUUCUUGGAUGUAUUGAUCAAAGGAAUUGGCCAAUCAAUUUCGCUGGAACUCAACGCCAAAUGGGUUAGGAAAUUGUUUGAUUUUGCAAGCAGUUCUACAAAUCGCUUUAUCAAUAAUCAAGCAUAUCAUAUGAGAGAGAGAUAUUUAAACUUAUAG